UUAAGUUACCUGGAUGAGCCAGAAUCCUGCUCCGUAGUAUAGGGCUCGGGCCACGACCACAAGGUACUUACAACCAUGCUUACAACAAAACACCAGCAAUGAAGUCGGCCACUUAAGUAAAUUACGCCACAGAAUAUAAACCUUAAUCUGUGGGCUACGUCAUGGAAUUUGGUGAAUUUUCGCUACGCCACUGUGUGACCGCGCCUACUUCCCCAGAAUAAGACGCCGCCCAUAAUAAAAAGAGCAGAAACCCUAAAUAACCUUUCAGAGGGUAUCGCUCACCAUCGUGAUUCUUGACGUUGAGCGAAGACCUCAUCAGAUCCUGCCAUGGAUGUCACCACAGUCCGUCUGCUGAGCAGUCUUUGCCUUUUGGCAAUUAUUGUUCAAGCUCAAGACUGCUCCAGGCCUGUUGGAGGAGCCAACAUGGAUUUAAAGGGCAACAACAUUCUUUUAGAAGAGUUCCCAGAGGGGACAAAAGUUACUUUUGCCUGUAAUCCUGGAUAUGUUUCUAAAGGAGGGUCUCCAAGUAUUACUUGCACCACUGGAAACUGGAGUUCUUUGGGGAUGAGCUGCGAGAGGAGAAGCUGUGGUGUUGUUGGAGAGGUGGAAAAUGGGCAAAUUGAUUAUCAGCCUGGGAAUGAAUUUGGUGAUAAAGCAGUGGUCACUUGUAACACUGGUUACGUGCUGGUUGGUAAAGACAGGCUCGUUUGUGGAGUCCAAGGGUGGGAGGGCAGGUUGCCUGUAUGUGACGUGGUACAGUGUGAAUCACCACCUCAAAUAUUGUAUGGCUCUUUCAGUCCAGUUAAAUCAACAUAUGACUAUAAUGAAGUUGUACAGUACACCUGUAAAAGGGAUUAUACACUUAAUGGAUCAAAUCCAUUAGCAUGUUCAGAUGAUGGAACAUUCAAGCCUGAUCGUCCUAAAUGUAUCCUGGUUAAAUGUGUAGAACCAGAGAUUCCAAAUGGUUUAUGGAGUAGCGGUGCUCGACCUCCGUAUGGAUACUUGUCUGCGGUGAUAUUAGAGUGUAGGCCUGGAUACAGAAUGAUUGGAAGUGCUACACAAAAGUGUGAAAAAAAUAGUCAGUGGUCGCCUGGACUCCCUCAGUGUAUAGCACAACCAAAAACUACCAUGCCUACCACCACUACCACAACUACCACCACUACCACAACUACAACCACUACCCCAAGGAUACUAACAGUUGAAUGUAAAGAUCCCAAAAGCAUCAAUCCUCAGGUGACUGUGAGCCGUCAGCCUCCAUAUAGACGGUUGGACCAGGUGACAGUCAGCUGCCAUUCUGGAGAAAGUAAAAGUCAACAAUUUACCGUCAGGUGUCAGGAAAAUGGUCUGUGGGAUCCGGAAAUUCCCAAAAAAUGUGAAACAGAGGGCAAUGGAGGUGAUGGUCUUCACCCAGGACUCAUUUUUUUAAUAGUGGUCGCAGUUCUCGGCACUUUGGGGUUAAUAUACUUUGGAAUGCGACGAUACAACAAGAAAAAAGGCGCUCGGCGAGGCAAUACUGACAAAGAGGCUACAAAAGAAGGAGAGGAUGUAGCACUCUCGUAAACGUUGCAGUACUACUACUCCACAACUACUGACUAUAAAAACAGCCUCCUAAGAAGAAUGCCAAAGGAUCCAUGUUUGAAUGUGCACGUUUGGCUUCGUAAGACCCAGAAACAUCAGUGGAUUGUCACUGAUCCACCUGGAAUGCUUUGAAUGGCUUUUUUUUUUUUUUUUUCUAUUGUAAUAAUUAUGAAGGAAUGGAUUUAGAUUCGCCAGAGGAGCUCUGUCUGUGUUGACUUUAAACUUGUGCACUGUAAUAAAUUUACCUAGCUGAGCUACAAUGGUCAAGCAGAGCAAUGGCCUAAAGUAAGCAAAGUCAGCACAAGAUGUCUGUCAUUUGGAUUAAAUUAAGCUUAACCAACAGUUGACUUGAAUCAAAACUUUUUUUUUGGAACAGUUUUAUGUAGUCAAUACAUAAGGUGUAUAUAUGCAUUCCUUAAAGUGUGCCUAAAUGAUAAGGUAUAUUUCAUACCUUAAUGAAAAACAAAGUGUUUUAGAUGUGUGCUAAUUGUAUGGCAGUCUGUAAAUUUCAGAAAUGUUAAUCUAAUUAUUGGGUUCAGUUUAAGGAGGCUUAAUUCUGCCUUCUUAGUGUUGAGCCUAUAUAAUUUGUUACAAUGACAAUGUUAGCACCUUAGUAUUUAUGGUUGCAUUAAAAGGUUUCAUUGAACGGAAAAAAAAAAAAUCAGAUUUAAUGUUGUUUAAAACAUUGUUGAUAUCAGGCUUUUGCUGCAUCAGUUUUUUUUUUUUUUUUGUUUUUUUUAAAUGUAUGACCACUUAAAUGUCUAGGACAUGAUGAAUAUUUUGAGUAUUAGAUCAGAUAGUUUGACUAUGCAGAGAUGUAUACAGUGUGUUCUAUGGUGAUUUUUGCACUUGCCUUGCUUUGUUAAAAUAAACCAUUUUUUUAUGUCAAUUAAAACAAGUUCUAAAAUCAAUGAAAUAAAACAGUGAAGACA
This is a messenger RNA of Archocentrus centrarchus (flier cichlid), 2510 nucleotides long. Its product is annotated as complement receptor type 1-like. Lineage: Eukaryota; Metazoa; Chordata; Actinopteri; Cichliformes; Cichlidae. Bases 328 to 1560 code for a protein of 410 amino acids. The transcript is spliced from 13 exons. The record is from RefSeq and is a predicted model, not a curated record.